Molecule: messenger RNA, 765 nt
Organism: Monopterus albus (swamp eel)
Lineage: Eukaryota; Metazoa; Chordata; Actinopteri; Synbranchiformes; Synbranchidae
Gene: il10
Product: interleukin 10
Exons: 5
Coding region: 1-534 (177 amino acids)
Biological process (GO): immune response
Cellular component (GO): extracellular region
Molecular function (GO): cytokine activity
Source: RefSeq, a predicted model, not a curated record
AUGCAUUUUCAAGUAGUUCAUCAUUUUACUGAAGGGUUCCCCACGUGUAACAACCAGUGCUGCCGUUUCGUGGAGAGCUUCCCUGUCAGGCUCAGAAAGCUCAGAGAAGACUAUUCACACAUCAGAGACUUCUAUGAAGCAAACAAUGACCUAGACACGGCGCUGCUGGACCAGACUGUCGAGGAUUCCUUUAAAAGCCCGUUUGCCUGCCAAGUUAUGAGGAGCUUACUAGACUUUUACCUGAACACCGUGCUGCCUACAGCCGUGGCGGGAGUAACGGAGGACACCAAGGACUUAAGGCCGCACAUGGAAUCCAUACAGCUCAUCUUCGACCAGCUCAAGAGCGAUGUCACCAAAUGUAGAAACUAUUUCUCAUGCAAGAAACAUUUUGACAUCACAGCCCUAAACUCUACUUACACUCAGAUGGAGAGUAAAGGUCUGUUUAAGGCCAUGGGCGAGCUGGAUGUGUUAUUUAACUACAUUGAAACAUACCUGGCCUCGAAACGGCAGAGAGGCAGAGUGGCCUCCAUCUGAAGACAUGAUGACCCUAAUCAAAAUGUGCCCAUGUUCAUCUCAGGGAAAGAAACAAGUCAUUGACUCUUACAUCUUGGAAUGAAUGUUGCCAGAUUUGUGUUUUUUUUUUUUUUUUAACUUGCAGAACUGAUGUCUUUAUUGUUGAGACUUUUGUUUGUCCUGGGGACAAUUUUAUAUUUUAAGACUUGUUUUAAGAGUCUUACACUUAAAGUUAAAACCACAUCUGCCUGU